ACGAGUUAAUCCGAUAAUCAAUUUCAUAAAUCAUAGAUCAAACGGUAAAUAACUGCUAUAGUCUUCUAUCAAAGAACUGCACCGCCUUAACCCUUUUCAUAAUUCUAGUUCUCUCUCUACCUCCCGGUUUUCUCUCUGAUUCUCGAGAAACAAACAAGCUUUUGGAAUUUUGAGUUAUUGGUUUCAGCAAGAUGAGAGGGGGAGGAGGAGGAGGAGGAGGAAACCCUUCUGGGAACUACAGAAACCCAUGUCUUACAAUGCACCAGCCCUGGGCUUCACUGCUUGUUCAUGGCAUCAAACGCAUUGAAGGCAGGUCAUGGCCUUCUCCAAUCAGAGGCCGCCUUUGGAUUCAUGCUGCAAGUAAGGUUCCAGAUGAGGCUACAAUCAAAGCAAUGGAGGAUUUCUACCGGGAAAUUUAUGCAGUGAAUGGAAUUACUGAUCUUAAGUUUCCAGAGCAUUAUCCAAUUUCAAGAUUAUUAGGGUGCAUCGAAGUGGUUGGAUGUGUUAGAGGUGAAGAACUAGCACGCUGGGAGAUGGUACCCGAAGGGGUGAGGCUAGAAGGACAGACUGAUUUUUGUUGGCUUUGUGAACAGCCACAGAAAUUGCUGAUUCCUUUUGAGAUGCGAGGAUACCAACGUGUAUAUAACUUGGAAAAGAAGAUAUAUGAGGCUGCAGUUAGAGGUCUUGUUUCAGUUGAAGGUCCACUGCCAGUGAAAUUUCCACUUCCAAAUCCACAAGAUCCAUUUUCCCUGAAGCCAGGAUCUAUCUCUGUGCAAUUCCCUAAAUCUAAAGUAUCUGACAUAGAAAAAUUAUCAAGCCUCAGUGCUGCCAUAGCUGGUGCACGAGCAGCAGCUACACAGUUCACAAAAAAAGAUGAAAAUCUCUCAAUGGUGAUCAUGAACAGUACACCUGAUACUGUAAGGACUGAUCAAUCAACAAGCAAAUCAUUGAAAGAGGAUGCAAUGCUAGACACUAAUAUUAAUGAAAGAUCAUCUAAUGAUGGGACUUUGGUGUCAAAUGACAAGGAGCAAAGUUUCCUCCCUAAGUGUGAGGCAAGUAGUAGCCGUAAUAAGACACCUGCAGGUGUGGAACAUGGGGGACCUCAUAAGAUUUUCGCUGCCUCCUUGAGAGGGCUCAAGCCGUCAUGAAUUUCUGAAGAUCCUUAAGGAAGGAGAUCUGUAUCUUGAAACCAAAAUGUGUGGCCACCCGGCAGUUAUGAAUCACAUUCGAGAUUCAUUGUAUAGCUCUGUUAAACUGGUUAUACAUCUUGUAGCGUUGUAUGUUAUGAUUUUAUUUAUUUGUUUCCCUUAGCAGCUAUUCUGGCAAUAAGAACUUCUUCUUGUUCUUAUAAUAAAUUAGUCAAUGUAAGGUUCUUUAAGAUUCAUUUGUGUAUGAAAUUGGUAUAAUUGGUUUAGUAAAAUCCAACUCUUUUGACUGCU
Messenger RNA from Quercus robur (English oak), 1439 nucleotides. RefSeq lists its product as uncharacterized. Gene Ontology annotation, molecular function: transcription coactivator activity. The transcript is spliced from 7 exons. The record is from RefSeq and is a predicted model, not a curated record. The coding region runs from base 192 to 1148 and encodes 318 amino acids. Gene Ontology annotation, biological process: positive regulation of DNA-templated transcription. NCBI's taxonomy places the organism in Eukaryota, Viridiplantae, Streptophyta, Magnoliopsida, Fagales, Fagaceae. Gene Ontology annotation, cellular component: nucleus.